Molecule: messenger RNA, 966 nt
Organism: Phytophthora nicotianae INRA-310
Lineage: Eukaryota; Oomycota; Peronosporomycetes; Peronosporales; Peronosporaceae
Exons: 1
Coding region: 1-867 (288 amino acids)
Cellular component (GO): plasma membrane
Molecular function (GO): oxidoreductase activity
Source: RefSeq, a predicted model, not a curated record
AUGGGCGUUAUUGCUAGCGACCAGGUCUCCGUGGCCACUCUGCAUGGUAGCAUCACACGAAUCAGCUUUCCACGUGUGCGUAAAGAUACAGGAGAAAUGUUUGAGUUCCAAGCGGGACAGUAUGCGUUCCUUUGUAUCCCGACUAUUUCCAGACUACAGUGGCAUCCGUUCACCAUAUCAUCGGCCCCACAUGAAGACGUGGUUUCAUUCUACAUCAAGGCUUCGGGUGACUGGACCAAUAAAUUGUUCGAAAUGGCUUCGAAGAAUGAUGGAGCUCCGUUAGAUAUUCUCGUGGAUGGAGCUUACGGUCGUGUGUCUAUUGAUCUUGAGAACCCAGAGAUAUACGCACACUUUGCUCUCUUCGCUGGAGGCAUCGGCAUAACACCGAUGCGCUCGAUUCUCAACUGGCUCCACUAUGAGCGAUACACUCUCGACCGCUCUGAGAUCCAGACUGUGCGCUUCACCUGGGCCGUUCCGAAUCUCGAUGUUAUCAAGGCAUUUAUGGGUAAUAUAGAUGCAAACGGCGAAGAGAGUGCUGGAUCAGCUGGUUACUUUGCUCGGGAAUUUUUUCAUGGUGAUGUGAACAGCGCUUUCCACAGCGAAUUCUAUGUUACAGAGGGCGUGCGCGACAUUGAGGACCCGGUAGACCAACAGCUUAGUCAAUACCUCCACUAUGGGUCGCGAUUCGAUUGCAUAGAAAUUCUUCGUGAGCUGGGUGAACAGGCGAAGCGAGACGGUAAAGACCGCGUGGCAGUUCUGGUUUGUGGCCCUGCAUCCAUGGUACGCGCUGUACUGGACACAAGCAUGACAUUUUCGAAAGUGAUAAAUGUAAAGUUCGACGUGCACUUCGAGCUCUUUGAGCUUUAGCGCUAACGGGAUUACAAGGCUGGGCAGGUAAUCGCUGGUGACCCUGGUCGGAUGCGAUGUUGUCGAUUUGUGGGAACUCGAUUACGGUUUGAUUACGGA